AUGACUGUCGCCGCGCCCGCGAUUGGCCCCGGUGGCCCAGCGGAAGUCCCCGGCGCCGUUAAUGGACAAGCACCUGAUGUUUCGGCCAAGGGACUGACUGAUCUUUUCGGCUCUCUGAAUCCGUCAGAGUCCAAAAAUGGCAGCGCUCGUGGUUCGGCAGAUGGGGCCGGUGACGGUGCAGGCGCCGGCCGCCUCGGAAAUUUCCUGAACGACUCGCUGAAGAAUGUGCUCGAAGGUCUGAAUCUCGGGAACCUGGGCAGCUUGCUGGGUGGUAUAGGGGGCGGAGGCAGAGGCGGGGAGAAUGCUGGAGACAAGGAUGGAGGUAAUGAUGGUGGCAAGAAUAGAGGUAAUGAUGGUGGCAAGAAUAGAGGUAAUGGUGGUGACAAGAAUGGUGAUGACAAGAAUGGCGAUGACAAGAAUGGUGAUGACAAGAAUGGCAAUGACAAGAAUGGUGAAGAUGGUGACAAGAAUGGUGAUGAUGGUGAUAAGAAUGGAGACGACGAAGGCGACAAGAAUGGCGAUGAUAACAAGAACGGAGACAACGGAGGUGACAAGAACGGAGACGACAAGAACGGCGAUGACAAGAACGGCGAUGACAAGAAUGGUGAAGAUGGUGACAAGAAUGGAGACAACGAUGAUGACAAGAAUGGAGACAACGAAGGUGACAAGAACGGAGGCGACAAGAAUGGUGAUGAUGGUGACAAGAAUGGAGGUGAUGGUGGUGGCGAUGAUGCGGGCAAUGCCAAACAGCCACCAGCUGCACCGCCGGCUGCACCUUUAGACGGCUCCGCUCCUUCAAAUCAGACUUUACCAAAUGCUGGGGCCUCUACAAAGAAGAAUGUUGAGCGCGUCUGA
This is a messenger RNA of Beauveria bassiana ARSEF 2860, 855 nucleotides long. RefSeq lists its product as uncharacterized. The transcript has a single exon. The record is from RefSeq and is a predicted model, not a curated record. The coding region runs from base 1 to 855 and encodes 284 amino acids. NCBI's taxonomy places the organism in Eukaryota, Fungi, Ascomycota, Sordariomycetes, Hypocreales, Cordycipitaceae.